AUGGUUGUCAAAUUAAAUGAAGCUGAACGUGAAACUUCUUUAAAGCCUUUGGUUGAAACACAUUCUUGGGAAAUUCUUCAGGACAGAGAUGCAAUUAAGAAAACAUUUAAAUUCAAAGAUUUUAAUGAAGCAUUUGGUUUUAUGAGUAGAAUUGCUUUAAAAGCUGAAAAGAUGAAUCAUCAUCCUGAAUGGUUUAAUGUUUAUAAUACUGUUGAGAUUACUCUUACUACCCAUGAUUGUCAAGGACUUUCUAAAAAUGACAUUGACUUUGCAAAAUUUAAAGAUGAUGCAAUGGGAUGGAUACAAAAAGUAUUAAUAAUUUCAAAGAGUCAAGUUGAUGAAAAAGAUUGUGAUGAGUGUAGUGAUGUGAUACUUGAUAAUUUAGGCUUGAUUCAUGAGAGGAAUGGUAAUAAACAACAUGCAUAUCGUUAUUUAGUCAAGCAAACUGAAUAUGCUGAGAAAGCUAAAGAUUUUAUUGGACUAGAGAAAUACAAUGAAAAUUUACAUAGAUCAUCAUCAUCAUCUGAGGAUACGAAAUUACAACAACAAUUAUGA
Messenger RNA from Entrophospora sp. SA101, 555 nucleotides. The record is from the annotation of a GenBank genome assembly. NCBI's taxonomy places the organism in Eukaryota, Fungi, Glomeromycota, Glomeromycetes, Entrophosporales, Entrophosporaceae.